Molecule: messenger RNA, 2042 nt
Organism: Molossus molossus (Pallas's mastiff bat)
Lineage: Eukaryota; Metazoa; Chordata; Mammalia; Chiroptera; Molossidae
Gene: SLC25A20
Product: solute carrier family 25 member 20
Exons: 10
Coding region: 579-1334 (251 amino acids)
Biological process (GO): mitochondrial transport; positive regulation of neuron projection development; carnitine transmembrane transport
Cellular component (GO): mitochondrial envelope
Molecular function (GO): O-acyl-L-carnitine transmembrane transporter activity; low-density lipoprotein particle binding
Source: RefSeq, a predicted model, not a curated record
AGACGGACCAUGACAGACCAGGCGAAGCCCAUCAGCCCGCUGAAAAAUCUACUGGCCGGCGGCUUUGGAGGCAUGUGCCUGGUGUUCGUGGGGCACCCGCUGGACACGGUUAAGGGAUUUGGGGAAGCAGUUCCUCGCCCGCAACUGGAUCGCGCAGAGUGAGCAGUCUCUAACCGGCCAUCAAGGGCUGUGAUUUAAAGUUCUCUGCCUCGCAGCCUCUCCUGACCUUGCACCACUUCUUUGGGGAUGGGAAAGAAAAAGCGCCUCCCCACAGCUCUGGUUUCAGCGAACCCUACAUUAUCAGCAAGAUUGAAACAGGUCGCUUGUAAAGCUCAUCUAAGGAAGAGAGCUAAAGACAGAAGCACGGUUAUUCUAGAGAUGUCUUUUGACACAUUGCUCUGGCCAUCUUCAGCCUGUCACCCCAUGUUAGCCUGAAUGGCCUCCUGUGGGGAGCGAUUAUGUCCUCCGUGACUGAGCCCCUGCCAAGCCAGUGACCAUCUAUCCAGGGCCAUGCUGGUCUUCACAACUCCCAGGUCCGACUGCAGACGCAGCCCCCGACUUUGCCUGGACAGCCUCCCAUGUAUUCUGGGACCUUUGACUGCUUCCGGAAGACUCUUGUUAGAGAGGGCAUCACAGGCCUAUAUCGAGGCAUGGCUGCCCCCAUCAUCGGGGUCACCCCCAUGUUCGCUGUGUGUUUCUUUGGCUUUGGUUUGGGGAAGAAACUGCAACAGAAACACCCAGAAGAUGUGCUCAGCUACCCCCAACUAUUUGCAGCUGGGAUGUUAUCUGGUGUAUUUACCACAGGAAUUAUGACCCCUGGAGAACGGAUCAAGUGCUUGUUACAGAUUCAGGCUUCUUCAGGGGAAACCAAGUACACUGGCGCCUUGGACUGUGCAAAGAAGCUGUACCAGGAGUCUGGGAUCCGAGGCAUCUACAAGGGGACUGUGCUCACCCUCAUGCGAGAUGUUCCAGCCAGUGGGAUGUAUUUCAUGACAUAUGAAUGGCUGAAAAAUAUCCUCACUCCAGAGGGAAAGAGUGUCAGCGAUCUCAGUGUGCCUCGGAUCCUGGUGGCUGGGGGCAUUGCAGGAAUCUUCAACUGGGCUGUGGCAAUCCCCCCAGAUGUGCUGAAGUCCCGCUUCCAGACUGCACCUCCUGGAAAAUAUCCUAAUGGUUUCAGAGAUGUGCUGAGGGAGCUGAUCCAGAAUGAAGGAGUCACAUCCUUAUACAAAGGGUUCAAUGCAGUGAUGAUCCGAGCCUUCCCAGCCAACGCGGCCUGUUUCCUUGGCUUUGAAGUUGCCAUGAAGUUCCUUAAUUGGGUCACACCCAACUUGUGAGGCUGAAGGCUGCUCAAGGCUUCUGGAUGUUGGAAACUUACCGAAGAGGAGCAAUGGGCAGGACUAGGCUGUCCUGAAGGGUGAAGGGAGGGGGAUGGUGGGAUCAAAGCUCUGUGCAUGGACUUGUUGAGACCAUUUGCCUUAAUGACAUCCUCCACCUGGUAUAACUUGGUGUGCCAUUUUGAAACUUGAAUUUACUCUUGUCAGUUUAAGGGAUCUCAGGAGGACCAGAGUACUAUCUAUUGAUUGGUUGACUACUGGCCCUACUAUACCCAAAAUACUGGUCUUUAGAGAGGAAAUCUCAGCCUUUCACUGGAGGUGCUAUGCAUGUUUACAGCUAGCUGACCUGGAGCUGGGGUCAUCUUUGACCUCCAGCCAGGAACACCCACCAGAUUUCCAGAGUAUUAUACUAUCCUGACAUACCCAGAGAGACGUGAACUUGAGACCCAUGUCUGUCUGUCAAGUGGAAUGAGCAAAUGUGUAGGGGCAGAUAGCCUGAUAACAGCAGGGUUGUUUUUUUUAGGCAUGCAAGUAAUUGAAAUUGAAACUAGAGUAGUCUAAUUUCCCAGAAGGUGGAGAGCUUUCCCUUCUAUACAGUGAGAAGAGUUUUAAAUUGACAGUCCUAGCCUGCUGGGAUAAGUGAGAAAGUCCAGGGUGUAAGAAGGCUCUCUUUGCACACUCUUUUGUCAUGAGAGCCCUGUUUUAACA